This is a messenger RNA of Microthlaspi erraticum, 348 nucleotides long. NCBI's taxonomy places the organism in Eukaryota, Viridiplantae, Streptophyta, Magnoliopsida, Brassicales, Brassicaceae. The record is from the annotation of a GenBank genome assembly.
AUGGAUUGCCAAGUGAAGACCCCAUUGAUCACCUUGAUGAGUUUGAUAGGUUAUGUGACUUUGACCAAGAUCAAUGGUGUCUCUGAAGAUGCCAUCAAGCUGAGACUCUUCCCUAUGUCUCUUGCUGACAAGGCUCACCAAUGGGAGAAGAGCUUGCCCCAUGGCACAAUCACCACUUGGGAUGAAUGCAAGAAGGCCUUUCUUGCUAAGUUUUUCUCCACCGGUCGCACAGCCAAGCUAAGGAGUGAGAUUCGAGCUUCAUAUAGAGGAACAAUGAGACUUUUGCUGAGGCUUGGGAGAGGUUCAAGGCUACACAAGUCAGUGCCCACAUCAUGGCUUCAACAAUGA